Messenger RNA from Ilyonectria robusta, 474 nucleotides. RefSeq lists its product as uncharacterized. The transcript has a single exon. The record is from RefSeq and is a predicted model, not a curated record. Bases 1 to 474 code for a protein of 157 amino acids. NCBI's taxonomy places the organism in Eukaryota, Fungi, Ascomycota, Sordariomycetes, Hypocreales, Nectriaceae.
AUGCCACUCACCAAGUCGCGGCCGUCUCUUCGGGCGGGCGGCCACAAGAAAUCAAAAUCGACAGUCGAGACCGGACAGCCGUCCAGUGGCCACAGGAAGACCAAGUCGACGUUGGAGAAUAAGAUUGGCCCGGCGCUGCUUUCCCCGCGUCACCAGCAACGGCCAGACGCCACACUUCUGGAAGAGGACGACGAGUACGACUCUGGCGACAAUGCGGGCGACAAUGCGGGCGACAACACUGGCGACAACACUGGCGCCAUCCCCAGCCGGCGCGAUGAGGCUGGAUCAGGGGGCCGCUUUUCGAUGCCAGAUUUCCGCCUCCAGGGUCUGCUCUCCCGGGCGCGGAAGCGCAUCAAGGACCGCCGCGAGAAUGCUUGUUCGCCAGAGUCGCCUUUGGGGCCGUUGAGCCCGUUGAGCCCCGGAAACAGUGUAAGCCAAAAAACCUUGACCGGCACGCCCGACAGCAGCCUAUGA